Ipomoea nil (Japanese morning glory) is the source of this 2445-nucleotide messenger RNA. RefSeq names its product bromodomain-containing protein 9-like. The record is from RefSeq and is a predicted model, not a curated record. The transcript is spliced from 9 exons. The coding region runs from base 101 to 2089 and encodes 662 amino acids. NCBI's taxonomy places the organism in Eukaryota, Viridiplantae, Streptophyta, Magnoliopsida, Solanales, Convolvulaceae. Gene Ontology annotation, molecular function: protein binding.
GAAAAUGAAAGGUGUUGAGAGAGAGGGAGAUAGAGAGAGAACGGAGGUUUAGAGAUAAACAGUAGAGAGAGAAAAUUUUGGUCCGAAAGGAAAGAAAAAAAUGGGUAAGGCCGAAAACCUGAGGAGCAAGAAGAAGAAAGGCCGACCGUCUCUGUCCGAUGUCCGGCACCGGGAGAAUCAUAAAUUUGCUUCCACUUCCACCCGCCGGAACCCUAAUUCGAAUUCCGAAUCUCCGCCGCCCGAAUUCGUCGGAGACGACGACGACGACGAGAGGAAGGAAAAGAAAGUCAAGCUCGUCGUCCGCUUGCCAGAGUCUAACAAUCAGCACCAACAUUUACCCAAUUCCUCCUCCGGCAAUUGGGCUUCCGAGUCCGACCCGGACGGCGACAACCGUGAGGCUUCCGUUAAGAAGCGCAAGAUCAACGCCGUCAAUCGCAGAUCCACCGACGUCGUUCUGGAUCAGGAAGAAAAGGGUCAGAAAGGGACCGAUACUCAAGGGUCGCCAUUGGUGUUCGGCCCCACAGCACCUUUGCCAGACAAAAAGUUGUUGGUUUUCAUUCUGGACAGACUUCAAAAGAAGGAUACAUAUGGAGUGUUUGCUGAGCCUGUGGAUCCGAAUGAGUUACCUGAUUAUCAUGAGAUUAUUGAGCAUCCAAUGGAUUUUGGGACUGUCAGGAAGAAGCUUGAUGGGGGGCUCUAUUCAAACCUUGAGGAAUUGGAGGCCGAUGUUAUCUUGAUAUGCUCAAAUGCAAUGGAGUAUAAUGCACCGGAUACUAUUUACUUUCGGCAGGCACGGUCUAUUCAAGAUUUAGCGAAAAGGGACUUUGGGAAUUUGAGGCGUGAAGGUGACGAUGGUGAACCACAGCCCAAGGUAGUUCGUAGAGGAAGGCCCCCAAGUAAAAAUAUGAAAAAGCCACUUGAGUCAUCUCCUGUUGAUUGUGUUGCUCCUGAGCUUUCCUCAGGUGCUACUCAUGCUAGUGGGGAGGAUAAAGCAAUUGGAUCUAAUUCUUACAAUCUAAGAAAGGCAACUCCAUUUUAUAGGUUUCACUCUACUGAUGCAUCUUUAGGCCAUCGAUCACGCAAUGGAGAGAGUUGCUCUGAAUGGUCGAUUGAUUGGAAUCAGGAAUUUCCAGCUGCCAUUUUGAGGGCGGACAUGAAGUAUGGAAAGAAGCAUUUUUCAGUAGUAGAUGAGAACAAGCGUUAUACCUACAAACAAGUGCAGCCUUCUCUUUCUGGAAAUGAAUCUUCUUUAUUCAGUAAUGCAAAUGGAGACGUGAAGCAGCUAAGUGCUGUAGGCCUUCAUUCGGAGCCGCAUGCCUAUGCAAGAAGCCUUGCCAGAUUUGCGGCAAAUCUUGGGCCUGUUGCCUGGAAAGUAGCUUCGAAAAAGUUGCAGCAUGUUCUUCCACCUGGAGUUGAGUUUGGCCCGGGAUGGGUGGGAGAAGGUGGAGGACCACCGCCUCCACAGGCAUCGUUGCACUCAAAUGAGCAGCAGAACUCAUCAAACAGCUUGGCAUCCGAUCACCAUUCUAGUAGACCGGUAACUCCACCGGCACCUAGUUCGCAUUCAGCUGCUGCGGGGGUGGCUUCUGAAGCAAUGAUAGAAGCGGUGAGGAGAUUGAAUAGCCAGAAUGAGAUGGUGGGCCAACGUGGCAUGUCUUCUUGGACAACCCCGGGCUCUAGCUCUAGCUCCCAGGCUCAGCAACAACCUUUAUUUUAUCCUCCUUAUAGGAAUGGUAUCAACGGUGUUCUCGGGAAUGAUUUACCAACUCAUAUGGUGGACCGGGCAAAGUUAGGCACCCCAAAAAUGCACACUAGACUGCAAGAUGGCUCGGUGCCUUCUCACAUGAUUGGCAUGGUUUCUGGAAGUGACGCUUCAUCAUCUUCUCUUCCAGCACCCCGGAGCCAUUUGAGUUCAAUGGGGAAGAACUUGCCAGAAUCCGACACAAGGCUCUCUGGUGAAUCGGGGCAGCAUAGGCAGUGUUUUCCAGUUCCACCGGACCUGAAUGUCAAAGUUCAGCCACCCGGAUCACCAAGUUCCGGUUUACAAAUUGGUUCAUCCCAGCAACCUGACUUAGCAUUACAGCUAUAACGGGCUUUAGCCAUUCCCUUCGAUUUGGACAAAGUUAAUGUCAGGUAAAUUAGCUCAACCGAGGUACACAAUGAUAACUUUUGCAUGUUUACUAGGAACCCACAAAAGAAAAAUCUUGUACAGAUUAUAUGUUCAAUUAUUUUUAGGUUAAAACCAUGGGGGAUUUAUUCUGUAACAUUUGAAUCAAAAAUUUAGUUUUAGAGACAGAAGAGAAAGAAUUUAAUAGCUGUAGAAUACCAUAUAGAAAUGGUAGGUUGAAGAAAGUGGUCUUUAAUAAUUUAGAAAUGAUUCAUGGAUACCAUUUUGUGUUAUUUGGAAUUCUAGAGUAAUAUUACACAUACUUUCACUUUUUCUUC